GGGGAGUGAGUCUUUGUACAGUCAGGGCUUCUGCUGGGCAGGGCCAGCUGCUAAUCUUCCAGGCGGACACCGGGGUGGGGGGGGGGGCGAGAUGGGGCAUAUAGGUGGCGUCCGCUGCUGAGAAACACCUAGCGCAGGUAAAAGGGUGGCGACAAGAGGGAGUUCCCACCUGUUGCGCUCUAAAAGAAAUGAAGACUUGAGAAAAUAGCAAGGAGGGGCCGAUCUGUGGCUUUUAGACGCGCCUGGAGCCCCACCCUCGGCCGGAGGAAAAGCCCCUUGGGUGCGAGGCCAGCCCUCCAGAGAAAGCCAGAGGAAAAGCGCCUCUCCCCGCGCGCCACCUUCUGUGCCUCGCACUCGUCCUGCGCGGCUGGCCCAGAGCCUGCACUCCGGCCGCGGCCUUUGGCCCCGCGGAGCCUUCCCACCCCGACCUCCGGGCGCUUCUGCGGUGACCUGUCCCCGAGUGCUCCCAUGGCGCUCGCCCGCCCCGCACGCUCCCGGAGCGCAGCCCUGUGCUGGCAACUGCUGCUGACCCUCUCGAUCUUAACAUUUGCCUGUGAUGCCUGCAAAAAAGUCAUACUACAUGUUCCCUCCCAACUAGAUGCUGAGAAAUUUGUUGGUAGAGUUAACCUGAAGGAGUGCUUUCAAUCUGCAAAUCUAAUUCAUUCAAGUGAUCCUGAUUUCCAAAUUUUAGAAGACGGUUCCAUCUAUGCAACAAAUGCCAUUCUUUUGUCAUCUGAGGAGAGAAGUUUUACCAUAUUACUUUACAACACUGAGAACCAUGAAGAAAGGAAACUGCGUGUUCUUUUACAGCAUCAAACAAAGGUAUUAAAGAAGAGGCAUUCUAAAGAAAAAGUUCUAAGACGUGCCAAGAGAAGAUGGGCUCCUAUUCCUUGUUCAAUGCAGGAGAAUUCCUUGGGUCCUUUCCCACUUUUUCUUCAACAGAUUCAAUCUGACACUGCACAAAACUACACUAUAUUCUAUUCCAUAAGAGGACCUGGGGUGGACCGAGAACCUAUGAAUUUGUUUUAUGUGGAGAGAGAUACUGGAAACCUGUAUUGUACUCGUCCUGUAGAUCGUGAGGAGUAUGAAUCCUUUGAGCUAAUUGCCUUUGCCACAACUCCAGAUGGAUAUACUCCAGAGCUUCCCCUGCCCUUGGUAAUCAGAAUUGAGGAUGAAAAUGAUAACUAUCCAAUUUUUACAGAAACAACUUACGUUUUUACAGUUUCUGAAAAUUGCAGAGUUGGUUCUACCGUGGGACAGGUAUGUGCGACGGACAAAGAUGAACCUGACACUAUGCACACACGUCUCAAGUACUCCAUCAUCGAGCAGUUGCCAGCAUACCCCACGCUCUUUUCCAUGCAUCCAACUACAGGCGUGAUCACCACGUCCUCAUCUCAGCUAGACAGAGAGCUAAUUGAUAAAUACCAACUGAAAAUAAAAGUACAAGACAUGGAUGGUCAAUAUUUUGGUUUGCAGACAACUUCAACUUGCAUCAUAAAUAUUGGAGAUGCAAAUGACAACUUGCCAACUUUUACCCGUACUUCUUAUGUGACAUCAGUGGAAGAAAAUACAGUUGAUGUGGAAAUCUUACGUGUUACUGUGGAGGAUAAGGACUUAAUGAAUACUGCUAAUUGGAGAGCGAAUUAUACCAUUUUAAAGGGCAAUGAAAAUGGGAAUUUUAAAAUAGUAACAGACCCCAAAACCAAUGAAGGAGUUCUGUGUGUGGUUAAGCCGCUGAAUUAUGAAGAAAGACAACAGGUGAAUCUACAGAUUGGGGUAGUUAAUGAAGCUCCGUAUUCUAAAGAGGCUAGUUCACGAUCAGUCAUGAGCACCGCGACAGUUACUGUUAAUGUAAAAAAUCAGGACGAGGGCCCUGAGUGUAGCCCUUUGGUGCAAACCGUUCAAAUUAAAGAAAAUGUGCCAGUGGGAACAAAGAGCCGUGGAUAUAAAGCAUAUGAUCCCGAAACAAGAAGUAGCAGUGGCAUAAGGUAUAAGAAAUUAACUGAUCCAAAAGGGUGGGUCACAAUUAAUGAAAACGAAGGAUCAAUCACAGUUUUCAGAAACCUGGACAGAGAGGCGGAAAGUGUCAGAGGUGGCAUAUAUAAUAUCACAAUUCUUGCAUCAGACAAAGAUGGGAGAACCUGUACUGGAACACUGGGAAUUAUACUUGAAGAUGUGAACGAUAAUGGCCCCGUGAUACCAAAACGGACAGUAGUAAUCUGCAAACCCGUCCUGGCAUCUGCGGAUAUUGUUGCAGUUGAUCCCGAUGAGUCUGCGAAUGGCCCGCCCUUUGACUUCCGUUUGGACAGCGAUGCUGAUUCAGACAUAGAAAGAAAGUGGAGAUUGAGAAGAAUUAACGAUACGGCAGCUCGUCUUUUCUUUCAGGAGGACCUUCCAUUUGGAACUUAUCAAGUACCUGUCAGAGUUACAGAUAGACAUGGCAUGUCGCUCAUUACUCCACUAACUGUUAAGUUAUGUGACUGUGUUACUGAAAAUGACUGCACGCUUCGCACUGAUCCAAGGAUCGGCCACGGAGAAGUGAGACUUGGAAAGUGGGCCAUCCUUGCCAUAUUGUUGGGCAUAGCCUUGCUCUUUUGUAUCCUGUUUACCUUAGUCUGUGGAGGUACUGGGGCAGCUAAGCAGCCCAAAGUAUUUCCUGAUGAUUUAGCCCAGCAGAACCUCAUUGUGUCAAACACGGAAGCUCCAGGAGAUGACAAAAUAUGUUCCACCAAUGGUUUCACAACACAUACUGUGGGCAGUUCUGCUCAGGGAAUUUGUGGUACCAUGGGAUCAGGAGUGAAAAACGGAGGGCAGGAGACCACUGAAAUGGUGAAAGGCGGACACCAGACCCUGGAUUCGUGCCGGGGAACUGGGCACCAUCACACCCUGGAUUCCUGCCGGGGGGGACCUGUGGAGGUGGACAACUGCCGAUAUACGUACUCCGAGUGGCACAAUUACACUCAGCCUCGUCUUGGUGAAAAGGUGCAACUGUGUAAUCAGGAUGACAAGCAUAGACACGCUCAAGACUAUGUCCUGACGUAUAACUACGAAGGCAAAGGAUCGGUGGCUGGUUCUAUAGGUUGUUGCAGUGAACGACAAGAAGAAGAUGGGCUUGAAUUUUUGGAUCAUUUGGAACCCAAGUUUAGGACACUAGCAGAAGCAUGCAUAAAGAGAUGAAUGUGUUCUGAUAAGUCUGCAAAAGCCAGUGGCUUUAUCUCCCUCCCACCCGCGCUAUUUUCAUUACAGCCCAUGUUUUUUAAAAAAUUGGAUAUGCUGUUUCAGGUUUUCCCCUCUUUAUUUCAAUGGUAUCUCUUUAAACAUAUGCAUAUUUACAGAAAAAAGCUGUAAAUACGUAUACAAAUCUCCCAAGUUUUGCAUAGUUAUUAAUUAGUUGUCUUCUACCCAAGGAGACCUACAGAUAGAAAAAUUAAAGAAGUCUGUGUUACUGUUUACAUUUGGGUAUAAUGACAAUAGCCAAUUUAUUAUGCCAUCGAAUGUAAUGAGUUCAAAUGUGUGUCAUACACUACUUAAAGGAUAACCUAAUAGAAAAUUGUAGAGAACUCGCUUUAACAUUAAUUAGUUGUUUGUACGGUGUUUGAAAACUGCUAUUCUCCUAAACAUUGUAAAGUGUGUAUAUUGCAUCCUUGAUAAUGUUUUAUUCUUAGAACAUUACCUUUCUUUCUAAUGCAAAGGGAGCGUCCCAACCAGGCAUUGACUGGUGGUAAUACAACUCCAUUUUGGUAGAGUUUAGUUUCUGUUUUACUCUAUAAAAUCCUGUGCUGAAUCUACGUUUCUCUGUUAAUCUACCUUGACAGCAAAGUUUAAGUUUAAAAACUGCUUUAAGGAUGUGUUUUUACUUCUGCAAGGUUUUGGUCCUUGGUCUCUCUCUGUUUCUUUCUCUCUCUCCCUCUCACUCUCUCUCUUUUUUUUUUUU
Messenger RNA from Lontra canadensis (Northern American river otter), 3934 nucleotides. It is a transcript of the gene DSC2, whose product is annotated as desmocollin 2. Gene Ontology annotation, molecular function: calcium ion binding. Gene Ontology annotation, biological process: homophilic cell-cell adhesion. The record is from RefSeq and is a predicted model, not a curated record. Gene Ontology annotation, cellular component: desmosome; plasma membrane. The transcript has 16 exons. NCBI's taxonomy places the organism in Eukaryota, Metazoa, Chordata, Mammalia, Carnivora, Mustelidae. Bases 469 to 3177 code for a protein of 902 amino acids.